Molecule: messenger RNA, 380 nt
Organism: Ostrinia furnacalis (Asian corn borer)
Lineage: Eukaryota; Metazoa; Arthropoda; Insecta; Lepidoptera; Crambidae
Product: ATP-citrate synthase-like
Exons: 3
Source: RefSeq, a predicted model, not a curated record
CAACUAGUAGUAAAGCCGGACCAGCUCAUAAAGCGUCGCGGCAAGCUCGGUCUGGUCGGCGUGAACAAGACAGCGUCCGAAGUCAGACGAUGGCUGGGCGAGCACAUGAACAAGUCACAGCAAGUCGGCGCGGCCACGGGCAAGCUGCGGCAUUUCAUAGUGGAGCCGUUCGUGCGGCACGAGCCGAACGAAGAGAUGUACCUCUGCAUCCAGUCGGGAAGGCGCUCCGAUACCAUCCUGUUCCACCACCAGGGUGGAGUCGACGUUGGUGACGUAGACGCCCUGGCUAUCAGGCUCGAGAUCCCCGUUGACACUUUUCCAUCUGGAGAAGACAUCGAACGCACUCUGCUGAAGAACGUCAAAGCCGCCAACAUCAAGAG